Molecule: messenger RNA, 1074 nt
Organism: Trichomonas vaginalis G3
Lineage: Eukaryota; Parabasalia; Trichomonadida; Trichomonadidae
Exons: 1
Coding region: 1-1074 (357 amino acids)
Source: RefSeq, a predicted model, not a curated record
AUGAAGACUCAGAUACAACUACCAAAGAUAGAUAUUACUAUGGUUAAGUCAGUUCCGCAUCCUAAUAGCCAAAGAACUUUUUUCACCUCUUCAAGUCGAACAAUGGCGCAAAGAUCUCAAUCACAAUGUAGAUCUGCCCGUGUACAAAAGGUAUAUCAUAAUGAACAUCCGAUAUUCUUGUAUCUCAACCCCGCUAUUGAAAGAUUUGAAUUGUUUUGUAACGCGUUUAGGAUGUUUGUCGCUACAUGUAAAGUUGAAACGACAAAUGAUCAGUUACUUUACCAAUUUGGUCAUGUAAACACAACAUUCAGAGCAUUUGCAAGCAUGGCUAAAAACCAUUUCAAUCUUUCUUACGCAGAAAUUCAAAGUAAGAUUCCGUUUUCUGGAGCACUCUCAAAAUCGGGCAAGGAAUUUGUAGAAAAUUGGAUAUCUUUUGUUCAACUAAUGAAUCGUACUACAUUAAAAGGAAUUAUCCCUUUGGUUAAAAUUUUACAUGGUUAUCUUGUUGAAUUGACUGAAUUACUUGAAAGCGUAUUCUCUCUUGUUCGUGUAACUUCAAUAGAGGAUAGCUACCUUGAAUCUCAGAAAAAAUGGAUUGAUGAAGAAUUAGGAAGUUACAAAAGGGAAACUCUUCUCAUUUCUAUGAGGGAGCUACCACCUUCUAGCAAAUUUUCAAUACAUGAUUAUGCUUCUAGGUGCAUAAAAAUUAUUGAUGCUGUUGAAGCCGUAAUUAAGCCUCUUCCACAGCCAUUCAGCUUGAAAAGCGCUGAGUUAGCAAGAGACAAAAGCAAUGUUCUUAUAAAAACAAAGCAAAUACGAGAUUUGAUCGAUGGUCUCAUAGAAUUUGAUGAAUCUCUCACAAAGAUGAAAGAAAAUGUUGUAGAUACUAAUGACACCAUAUCAGAUUUAAUGGAGAAGCUUCAAUUCCCUUAUGAAUUCCAUAUUUCAUUUGAUAUGAAGCCAAUUCCAACAUCUGAUGUGACAACAAGCCGCUCAACACCAAGAACAACUAAGGUUAGAUCAACUAAGAUUACUGCUAAACUGCAGGAAAUUCGUGACCUUUUUAAGGAAUAA